Phaeodactylum tricornutum CCAP 1055/1 is the source of this 1605-nucleotide messenger RNA. RefSeq lists its product with no specific name. NCBI's taxonomy places the organism in Eukaryota, Bacillariophyta, Bacillariophyceae, Surirellales, Neidiaceae. The coding region runs from base 1 to 1605 and encodes 534 amino acids. Gene Ontology annotation, cellular component: histone deacetylase complex. Gene Ontology annotation, molecular function: histone deacetylase activity. The transcript has a single exon. The record is from RefSeq and is a predicted model, not a curated record. Gene Ontology annotation, biological process: chromatin organization.
AUGAGCGAUCUCGUGGUGCAUCGGUCGGACGGUGCCCACGGGGAUCAUCGUCGCCCUCCUCCCGUAUAUCUCUGCUACGACGAACGAUUACUCCGUCACCAUCCGGUACAUUGGCAACCUCCCGCAGUCUAUCCAACACAAGACGACGUACGGAUAAAAGCGUUUCCAGCCGAGUACGUCUACGAAAACCCCGAACGCAUCCGUUGCGUCUACGAACAUUUGCAAAGCGUCUUUCCGCCCGACACCUUUCUGCCGCUCCCGUGCCGUCUAGCCACACGUGCCGAAAUCACCGCCGUCCACGACGAGGCGCACUACGAUCGUCUCGCCGCAACAGCCUGUAUGACUGCGGAAGAACUCGUCGAACAAAGCCAGCUCGACAGUGAUUUGUACUGGAACCAGGAGACCUUUGCUGCCGCACGCUUGGCUUGUGGCGGCCUGUUGAAUUGUGUCGACGCCGUGUGCCGAUUAAACGCGACUCCCAACACCGACGCGACACCACCGGCAAUUCACGCCGUGGCCUUGAUUCGGCCUCCGGGACAUCACGCUUGUCAACAUCGCGAAAUGGGCUUUUGCUUUUUGAAUUCCGUCGCCGUGGCCGCGCGGUACGCGAUUGAGCAAGGCCACGCCACCAAAGUUCUCAUUCUCGAUUGGGACAUACACCACGGUAACGGCACACAAGAUCUCACCUAUAACGACGAACGUAUACUCUUCGUGUCAAUGCACCGCUACACGGGCAGCAACGUCGCCAAGCAUUUCUUUCCCGCCACCGGAAAACCCACCGAGACCGGACGGAACGCCACCAACGUCAACCUGGCCUGGACGCAAGGACACAUGGGUGACGUGGAAUACGCCGCCGCCUUCUCGGAACUCGUGUUGCCCAUCGUUGUCGCCUUCCAACCCGAAUUGGUGUUGAUUUCCUGUGGACUGGAUGCCGCUCGGGGAGAUUUGAUUGGGGACAAUUCCGUGUCACCACUGGGGUUUCGGGCCUUGACGCACAGUGUUGUCCGCGCCGUAGGCACCCACACCACACCCGUGGUAGUUGCCCUGGAAGGCGGCUACAGUAUGGACGCUUUACCCAUUUGUAUGGAACACGUCGUCAGGGGACUAUCGGCCGCCAACGACACCAGUUUAGACUGGGACGUGGAGAAUCUUCCACAGGCAUGGGCGAGUGAUAGCUUGGAGUACGCUCACCAAGCUUUGGCAAUGUACUGGGACUCCAACCGUCGAGUAGCGGCCGACAACCAGCCCGCGAUACAACCUUCGGCAAUCAGUAAUAUCAAUCAAACCGUUACAGCCUUGCAAAAGUGUUCCUCACGCUGGAACGAAUGUGGUUUAACGAAACUCCUAAAGCCACCGGGGCCGUCUGCAGUCUCGACUCGCGCGUCACGGCGUUUGGUAAAGUCCUCUCCCAACACUUUUCUACCAAAUGGGUCGAAUGCCACACCGCAGCCAAAAGCCUCCAAGGUUCUGGCUGUAUCGUUGGCGAAGGAUCCCGUCAAGGAAACAUCGCUCCCCGCUGCCAAAGCGGACGAGAACGUCGACGGUGGGGAUGGUGAUGCGUUGAUUGCGGCUUUGCAGUUGCUGUCCUUGUCCAAUGGCAAGUAG